AUGACCGCGCUCAGCACGUUCGCAACAUGUCUCCUGGCAUCAGUCGGAGGCGACUCCAGUCUAGUUGCUUUUCCCCAGCAACCCAACUACCCAAACCUCGUGGCACCGUACAAUCUUGAUCUUCUUACGACUCCUGUCGCCAUUGUAUUUCCCGAGGACACCUCUCAGGUGGCAGCGGCUGUCAAAUGUGCUGUAGAUGCAGGAAUCAAAGUUCAAGCCAAGAGCGGCGGACACAGCUAUGGCAACUAUGGCUCGCCCACGGACGGACUUUCCAUCAAUCUGGAGAACCUCCAGCACUUCAGCGUGGAUACCGACACAUGGAUCACCUCCUUUGGUCCUGGUAACCGCCUGGGACGGGUGACCGAACUCCAGUACAACAACGGAGGCCGGCAUACCCCCCACGGGUCCACCUUUACAGUCGGGCUCGGCGGGCAUGCGACGGUUGGAGGGGCUGGAGCGGCGUCACGGCAGCUCGGCCUCUUGGUUGACUACCUCGAGGAAGUGGAAGUGGUGCUAGCCAACUCGUCCGUUGUUCGCGCUUCGAAGACACAGAAUACGGAUCUCUUCUUCGCCAUUCGCGGCGCCGGUUCCAGUGUCGGCAUCGUGACCGACUUCGCUAUCCGCACUGAACCCGCGCCACCUUCUACCAUCAGUUACUCGUAUGUCUGGACAGAGACGGACUCGGCCACUCGCGCACAGGUCUUCCUCUCGUGGCAAGGCCUGCUCGCCAGCGGCUCCCUGCCCCGAAACACUGGCUUCGACCUCGUCGUGACACCGAGCAGCAUCAUUGUCUCUGGCGCAUACUUCGGCAGCCAAGCGGACUUCGAGGCCCUCGACUUCCUCUCGCACUUCAGCACAGCACCCCAGACCACGCAGAUUACACCAUAUACAAACUUCUACAAGUUCGCUGCCGCCGCAAGCGCGCGGACUAUUGCUUCUGGCACGGCCCAGCCGAGCCACUUCUACGCUAAAUCGCUUGUCUUCAAGCAGGAGACCCUGAUUCCGGACGAAGUGGCGCAAGCUGCCUUUGAAUACCUCGACACCACGACAAACGGCACGGAUUUGUACGCAGUUACCUUUAAUGGGCUCGGCGGCGCAGUCGCCGACGUCGCACCCUCGGAGACAGCCUUCGUCCACCGCGAUACUCUAUUCUUCGCAUUCUCAUUUGGCCGCACCGCCAGUGCUUUGACUGAUACGACGAUCCAGUUUCUGAACGGGUUGAGCGACGUUCUUACUUCGGGCCACCCGGAUGCAUACUACGGGCAGUAUGCCGGUAAUGUAGAUCCGAGGGAGUCAAAGGAAGAGGCGUGGGCGGCAUAUUAUGGGGAAAAUUUGCUAAGACUUAAGAAAGUCAAGGCAGAGGUAGAUCCGAAAGAUGUUUUCCAUAAUCUCCAGAGUGUUCAGCCAGGGUACUAG
Aspergillus nidulans FGSC A4 is the source of this 1416-nucleotide messenger RNA. RefSeq lists its product as uncharacterized. Gene Ontology annotation, molecular function: flavin adenine dinucleotide binding; oxidoreductase activity; FAD binding. The record is from RefSeq and is a predicted model, not a curated record. NCBI's taxonomy places the organism in Eukaryota, Fungi, Ascomycota, Eurotiomycetes, Eurotiales, Aspergillaceae. Bases 1 to 1416 code for a protein of 471 amino acids. The transcript has a single exon.